Molecule: messenger RNA, 4402 nt
Organism: Lytechinus pictus (painted urchin)
Lineage: Eukaryota; Metazoa; Echinodermata; Echinoidea; Temnopleuroida; Toxopneustidae
Product: MAP/microtubule affinity-regulating kinase 3-like
Exons: 11
Coding region: 44-1903 (619 amino acids)
Biological process (GO): microtubule cytoskeleton organization; intracellular signal transduction; protein phosphorylation
Cellular component (GO): cytoplasm
Molecular function (GO): protein serine/threonine kinase activity; ATP binding; protein binding
Source: RefSeq, a predicted model, not a curated record
AUUGUUUGAAGUGAUAGAGACGGACAAGACGUUAUACCUUGCAAUGGAGUAUGCCAGCGGAGGUGAAGUCUUCGACUAUUUAGUAGCACAUGGAAGGAUGAAGGAAAAAGAAGCCAGGGCCAAGUUUAGACAAAUUGUGUCUGCUGUACAGUACUGUCAUCAAAAACGAGUAGUUCAUAGAGAUUUAAAGGCAGAAAAUUUGCUACUUGACAAAGACCUCAAUAUCAAGAUUGCGGAUUUUGGCUUCAGCAACGAGUUUACUAUCGGCUGUAAAUUAGAUACCUUCUGCGGCAGUCCCCCCUAUGCAGCUCCAGAAUUGUUUCAAGGCAAGAAAUAUGACGGUCCCGAGGUGGACGUCUGGAGUUUAGGGGUCAUCCUUUACACGUUGGUCAGUGGCUCAUUACCCUUCGAUGGACAAAAUCUCAAGGAACUAAGAGAAAGGGUUUUACGAGGGAAGUAUAGGAUUCCAUUCUACAUGUCAACGGACUGUGAGAAUCUACUCAAGCGGUUUCUAAUGUUGAAUCCAGCCAAGAGGGCCAUGCUAGAGAUGAUCAUGAAGGACAAGUGGAUGAACGCUGGGUUCGAGGAGAACGAGCUGAAGCCUCACCAGGACAACCAGGAAGACUUCUAUGACGAGAGGAGGAUAGAGACCAUGACGGGUAUGGGAUUCAAGAGGAAAGAAAUUGAAGACUCGCUCAGGAAUCACAAGUAUGACGAGCACUAUGCUACCUACCUGCUCCUUGGAAGGCGGCAUAGCGAUGCUGAGGAUGCAGACUCCACGUCGGGCAGCUGUCUGUCGCUACCGCAACGCACCGUGAGUGACCUGAGCAGCUCCAUCACCCAAUCACCGUCCUCCCAGGGUAAGAAACAGCGCAGCAUCCCAUCCAAUCAGAAAGAGAGACGAUUUAGUCAUGGCGGGGAGAAUUACGGGCAGCACUCCUACAAACGCCACAUUGACAGUAGUCUGAAGGAGAACAUGGCCAUUCCACAUAGAGGGCGCUCUAGUCACGGUGCCAUCGGCUCCAAAGAUAGCAGCUCCUCACAGUCCAACUCGGGCAAUAAUCCCAACCAGUCGGAUAUACCUGACAGAAAACCCAAAUCUACGCCAAAGAGCGCCAGCAAACUGCCCACAAAGACUCAAGCUGCUAUGAGUAGGAGAAACACAUAUGUUGCAGGUGAGAGGGAUUUCGCUGGGUCAAGUAGAACCAACGGUAGCAGUGAAAGGUCGACAAGACACCAGAAAUCCUCCUCAACGUCCAGUCAUCCCGUCAAAGGGGCAAUCCUCCCGCCCAUUGACGACCCCAGUAAUCGGCCCAGUACUGCACCCAACAAGAGACACCAAAUAGGUGGUUCACCCAGUGUGAGGGGGCCACCGGUCCAAGGUACUAAUCUUCAUAGAGGUACCGUCAACCGAGCUACCUUCCACGGUGCACCGGGUCGCCGAUCCAUGUUCAACGGGCCCGCAGCGGCCCAGGGCAGUGCCCAGGACACGUCUACCAUGAACAGGGGCGGUCCACAUAACAUCUCCUUAUUCAGCAAGUUUGCUUCCAAGUUUAGCAGAAGGUCACUAGUAGUUGAUCAACCUCCUACAGAGUUCGUGAAGCCAAGAUCACUGCGGUUUACCUUCAGUAUGAAGACAACAAGCUCAAAAGAGCCGGACUCCAUCAUCGGCGAGAUCCGCCGGGUGCUGGAAUCCAACGGCGUGGACUUUGAACAGCGCGAACGCUAUCUAUUGUUUUGUGUACACGGCGAUGGGCGGGGAGACAACCUCAUCCAGUGGGAGAUGGAGGUGUGCAAACUCCCGCGCCUCUCGCUCAACGGGGUGCGCUUCAAACGGAUAUCGGGCACCUCCAUGGCCUUCAAGAACAUUGCCUCAAAGAUCUCCAAUGAACUGUGCUUGUGAAGUGAUGCCGGAACCAUUCAGCAACAUGACAGCUGCGACGAGAUUCAAGUCCAUCUGGGUUAGGUAGCGAGCUCCGCGCCUGGCACGUGCCCUAGCAAAGCACGUGUCAGCGGCUGCUACUACCACUAUCUAUGUCCUCCACACUUUCAUACCGUCUGCUUUGUAUGUGAACGAGAUGCAUUCGUUUUGAUGUAUCGUGACAUCACCAUCACAUCACGUGACGUCGUCAAUCCUUGAAGCAUCUUUUUGUCAUCUGUGAAGAUGCUCCUAGAACUGCACUCUUUAGUAUGCACGUUUGUAAUGUAGCAAUACAGACCUGAUUGCACAUCACCGUCACCACCUGAUUCUAAUACCUAGUAGAUGUUGUGUAAGAAGUCCACUCUGAUCCUUGAUGUUCUGCAUGACUCAAACCUUCACCAACUCACAGACUGCUUCUCUAAAACCUGACAGAGUUGCGGUUUGUCUUUGACUCAUCAAAAGAUUGAAGCAGCUCAGUCAAACCUGGUGUCCAACCUCGGAUACUGUUCUUUGUGUUGAAUAAGAUCUUCAUGCAUAUUGUAACAUGGAAGGUGCAAUCUGCCAUCAUAUGUUGAUUAUUCUCUGUGACCAUGUCCCUUUCUUUACAAGUAGGAUGUGUGAUGUGGGUAAUUGGCAAGCAGGGUAUACAACCUUCUUUCAGGAUCUGUUGUGCAUAGUAUAUGUUAUCUUAGUCAUCUCUUCAUUUAAACCCACUGCCUCGCCGUAGCUGCAUGCUACAUAUAAAGCAGACCUUUGCUCGUCAUGAGAGCUAGCAGAAAGGACCAUCGGGAUUGGCCGUUUGCUGCGUGUGCUCCGGAUCGUGACGAUGAGACUGUCAUCGAAGACCCAGCUGAUUGGUUCCACAUAACAUUAUUCGCUUUACGUUUUACCAGAACGGGAUAGAGCGUCUUAACUGCCAAAAGAGGGAGCCCUUGUGUUUGAUGAUGUGAUCAUCAAGCCAGGGAAGAUUGGAAGUACCUUGGCUAUAAGUGCCAUUUAGUAGCCAUCGGUACAGGAGAAUGGAUCAAUGGAAAUGGAAUUGUUUUUAAAAAGUAAUUCAAGUGAUAUAUGACUUAUAACUAAGAGUGUUUCUGCAUCACUUUAUUUUUUUGUCUUUUUUUCAAGCAAAGUGAUGCGGAACAGAAAAGCUAAUUUAUGUGAAUAUUGGUAAUUAAUAGUAUGAAACCUUACCUAUAGAUUUAUAGUACGUUUCAUUCGGAGUAAACUAAAGAUAGGGUUUUGCCAUUGAAACUUGGAAAAACUCAACUCACAGAGAUUUAAUGUGUGCAUAAUAAUGAGUACCGUGGGUCAUACAAUAAUAGUGCACAAUAACAUUCAGUAUUUCACCCGAAAGGAAAACUACUAACUGUUGUAAAAAAAAAGUUAUAUGAAAAAAAAUAACAAAGUCAUCAAAUACACAUUUUAUUGCUACUUUGUGGAUGUAUGUUACUUUUGUAAUUUUGAUAGACUUGGCAAUGGUAUGCUCUAUAGCACUUACUUUCCAAUAAUAGAUACCAGUAAUUCGGGCCUCAUAUUCUUUUUAUAUUAGUCUAUUCAGCCUAAUACUCGGCUCUUUUUGAGCUCCAAUGGAUUUGUGCAGACUAAUUAGGUCAAGAUUCUUUUAUAAUAGAACAGUUUGAUAGGUCACACGUAUAAAGAUUAUGCCAUUUUUAAAUCUUUGUUUACGGCCAUGGGCAUAAAGGAGGUUUAACCAUGAAAGACAGAUUUUUCAUCUCUAUUUUCAAAAUUGAACCACAAUUUUAAUUCUUUUCAUGUAUCAAUCUAACUCACGAGUGGUAGCAAGCCAUUUGUAUUUCCUUUUCAAUAACCUACUGACGUAUUGCCCUUAAUUUAUAUCGUCCCCUCGCUUUAUUACAAGUCAGUUUCUUAUUGAUUUGCAAAUAUUUUUCUUUUUCUUAGGUUGUUUAUUUUUACACAAUUCUUUGACAUUUUAGCUACUUUGGUUGGUAUAUUUAUGAUUAUCAGGUUGAUGUGACCAAAACAAAGUUUUGAUGUCCCUCAGAAAUGAUGAAUUAUAGGGAAAAGGGUAUGUGGGUUAGAUAUUUUACGAAAAACGAAAGUUCUUGAUGAUUUGAUAGCGCUAUCUGGGCUGUGUAACAUGGAGCUUAGUAAACGACCGUGGUGCUGAUUAUAACAAGCAAUCAUACACAAUAGUCAAUGUGAUCAAUUGUAGAUCACCCCUAAAAUCAGUCGCUAAGCUCUGUGUUGAAGGUCCAGGGGGGUGUUUCACAAAGAGCUCACCGAGACUUUGAGUUGUGCUUGAAACAUGAACGCGCACUUGUUAUUUAACAUGUAAUCUGACUGAUGCAUACACGACAUGCGCAUGAUCUGACCAAUGUGGUGAUGCGUUGUAUUCCGCACGCAGCUGACAUUUAAGUGCGACUAGUAAGUCGCGCUUACAUAAUUGUGAAACACCCCCCUGAUCUUUUUUCGGUGUUUCAAGCUCAUGUGCAAAUGAAG